Messenger RNA from Xylaria bambusicola, 1869 nucleotides. RefSeq lists its product as uncharacterized. The transcript is spliced from 3 exons. Lineage: Eukaryota; Fungi; Ascomycota; Sordariomycetes; Xylariales; Xylariaceae. The coding region runs from base 436 to 1761 and encodes 441 amino acids. The record is from RefSeq and is a predicted model, not a curated record.
GUAGCCCAAGCCCAGUCCAAGAUCCCUUAAACCACCUCAACCCCACCAUUGCAGUCGCACAGCGUGGGAUAUUGGACAGUUAAGCGCCGACAGUCAGGCUCGAUGGCAGCGAUCCCGGGUUCAAGAUGGUCGCCUGUGUCCAUAGAUCCCGGCAUUACGUAGACUGGUGCCAUGGAGCUAUGAUACUGUUAUACUAGCUAUAGCUCGUUGUAAUCUUUUACUCCUUUUCUCACUUUUCCAUCCAUCUAUCUUUUUCUUCCCUUGGUGUUGAGCUGGUUCUCUACACAGUCAACGCUCAUAUACCUGUCCUAGACUUCCCUGAGCUCUAGCUCGCCGUUGUGAUAUAAUAUUAGUUAUUAUUUCAUCAUCCUAUCCGUAUUUCCCCAAGAUACUACUUGCAGUGUAACUUCUUUGCUCAGCUCAAAGGUUGCAGAGAUGGCUGUUCGACCUGGUGAGGAGAACGUUGCGACCCUCUUUGGGGAUAUUCAUUAUUUCUAUGGUCCUCCUACGGCCAACCCACCUCAUCAUCGCUUCGACAAGGGGUCGUAUGUUUAUUUGUUCGAAAAUGCAAGCCACCGCCGGGCGCGCAUUGAGAUCGCAAAUCAGCCUGGCACCGAUGACCAAGAUGCCUUUGAUGGAUUUUUGGAUACAACUCAUGUUCGCUACUCUUACAAGCAACAAUGCCUUGUCAGCAUAAUCGUCGAGGGCGUUCCCGGGCCGCCGAUAGAUCAGAGUCAGUGGCAUCUUCCUACGUAUGACCCGCGCAACGAAAAUAAAUAUCAUUACAAGCUACACUCGCUUGACAUCUACUUCUGGACGCAAACCGACGCCUUGCAAUUCGUCAAUGGCGUCCGAAGAGUAUUACCCUCUUCUCAGAUCGAAGUGGCUGAUGAGCCAGCUCCUCCUCCGUCACACGCGCAUAGCCACUCGCAGGAUGUAAAUCCUCUGGUUCAGAAGCUGGAAAAAGCGGCCAUAUCAGACCCGCGAGUCCAGCAGCAGCAACAGCAAAACAUCCCAUCUUUUGCUCCGCCCCCGACGACGGGGUCCAGUGGCCGGAAUGAGUCUCCCCAAAGCUUUGCGCCGAUGGCGUAUAAUCCCGCCGCGCCCCCUGAGGCGGAGAAAUAUCAGCAUCGAGAGAAGACCCCGCCACCACCAGAAGAUGACGGCUACAAUCCCUUGGCUGCGACGCUGGCCCGCGAUCAAACAGUACCCUUCACGCCUGGUUACGGACAGACGACGUUUUCCGCACCGCCGGGCGCUCCAAGCUUCCCAGGACCGCCACCUCAAGCAUAUCCCGGCCCCACGAGCCCAGGUCUGCCUCCCUCAGCUCUAGGCAGUCCCGGGAUUCCGCCGACCCAAUUCGGCCAUCUUCAGCGCUCGGUAACGAUGCCAGCCACAAACCUCACAUCGCCAGGCCUGACGAGUCCAUACGGGGCUAAUUUCCCCGGCUCCCCUGGUGUGCCUCCGACCCAGCACCACCAACCCACGCCUCCGCCAGCCGUUCAGAGCCCGGGUCUCCCGCCACCGCCACCGGGGGGCUUCUCGCAGUUCAACUAUAGCGCAGCCCAGGCGGCGCCUCUGAGUUCGGACUAUGGCAUCCAUCAGCAGCUGUACCGGCCAACGGAGCAGGAACACGCAGCUAAAUACGGUGAAUACAAACCUAAGGUCGAGGGACAUGGUAAGUUGGGGCAGAAUGCGGAACGGCUUGAGCGGGGCGUCACGGGGAUGUUGAAGAAGUUUGAAAAGAAGUUUGGCGUAUAGUUAAAGGAAGGGUGUAUUUGCAGAUGACGGGAUGGUAGUAUUUACGGUGUGGUAUUUUGUGUAUGUUUAUCUCGGUUAGGGAAAUGCGAUGAUAUGUUGGUGGAAAGG